ACAGCUUGUUGCAAACAUCAGUUCAGUUUCGCCCUCUAGCUUACUUACAACUAAAUAUACAAAAUGAAGUUCUUAUUUGUGCUUGCUUGCCUUUUGGCCGUUGCCUUCGCCAGUGAUGACAGGAGCUCUGUGGCCACCGAACAGGCUCAGGAAGUGAACCCAGACAGCUUCUCCUACAAGCUGAUCACAUCGAAUGGUAUUAAUGUGAAUCAACAAGGACACUUGGUUGACGAACACACCCAGGAUGUUGCUGGCUCAUACGAAUACACAUCCCCCGAAGGCAAAGUUAUCAAGGUUACCUACACCGCCGGUGUCAACGGAUAUAAGCCCACACUCCACUACUAAGCAUUCCCAUUGAACAGACCACCAAAUAAAUUAUGAGCAAUUAAAUACA
Drosophila busckii is the source of this 394-nucleotide messenger RNA. RefSeq names its product larval cuticle protein 9 (gene Lcp9). Gene Ontology annotation, cellular component: chitin-based extracellular matrix. The transcript is spliced from 2 exons. The record is from RefSeq and is a predicted model, not a curated record. Gene Ontology annotation, molecular function: structural constituent of chitin-based larval cuticle. Bases 64 to 345 code for a protein of 93 amino acids. Lineage: Eukaryota; Metazoa; Arthropoda; Insecta; Diptera; Drosophilidae.